AUGGACACAUGGCCACUGGAACCAGAGGAGAGCGACGAAACGGAACCGGCUGACCUCAGUACACCGGCGUUCUUUAAGCUCGCAGAAUUCGGUCCGUUCGAUAACGAGAACACGCUGCAUUUGGAGAUUCUGCAGACAAUCUACAGGAAACUCACGAACACUGUGUAUGACUGCCCGAGGUACGGCAGUCAUUGGGAGAGAAUCGGGUUCCAAGGAAACGACCCGGCUACUGACUUGAGGGGCGUCGGUCUACUUGGUAUACUGCACCUUCUCUUCUUGACUACAGGCUUUGGGAACAUAGAACUCGUUAACGACAUUUACAGCCUUUCCCGAGAUCGAGAACAGAACUUCCCAUUUGCCCUGAUGAGCCUCAACAUCACGAAGGUGUCCAUAGAGGCACUGAGGGAGGAGGUACUGAACAGGUGCUGCAAUGAAAGAAAUGACGUCACGGAUGUUGUGAACGAGUUUUACGCUGGCACAUUUUUGCUGCUCUACCUGUCUUGGAAGAACAAAAAGCUAACGAUUAAAGAUUCCGGGUUCAUUUUGAAAGAGACAUCGUUUCUCGCAAAGAAGAAACCCGGAUACGUGCUUCAGAAUUUGAUGGACUACCAGGAGGAGCAGAGUUCUUUGACGACUUCGCAGGUGUUCACGAAUUUGGCGGCAAUUGAAGCUCAGUGAGGCAACCCCAAGUCUGCCAAUUACCACUUACCAUGGCGACCACCUUGGUAGGGCCACAUAUGCUCCACAUAAAGAGCCGUAUGUGAGGAAUGGUGCGGCCCAAACAAUGAACGUACAGUGUAAGUAUACCGUUAAAAGAAAAUAAAAAAAAGAAAGAAAAAAAAAAGGGGGGGGGGGGAGAAAGAAGAAGACAGCCGUGUGCGUAUGCAACUACUGAGCAUUUUGUGUCGCAAAUGCGCUUACAAGCGUGUUUAUGUGUCACUUCGUAUCAAGGAAGUUGUUUUUUAUGCAGAAAUAAUAAAAACAAGCAUCAAGU
Messenger RNA from Dermacentor silvarum, 994 nucleotides. Its product is annotated as ELMO domain-containing protein 3-like. The transcript has 7 exons. The record is from RefSeq and is a predicted model, not a curated record. NCBI's taxonomy places the organism in Eukaryota, Metazoa, Arthropoda, Arachnida, Ixodida, Ixodidae. Bases 1 to 678 code for a protein of 225 amino acids.